Molecule: messenger RNA, 1805 nt
Organism: Nasonia vitripennis (jewel wasp)
Lineage: Eukaryota; Metazoa; Arthropoda; Insecta; Hymenoptera; Pteromalidae
Product: tryptophan 2-C-methyltransferase
Exons: 2
Coding region: 1405-1674 (89 amino acids)
Source: RefSeq, a predicted model, not a curated record
ACGAUAGGUUAAUAAAGAGCACGACAGAGAGGAUCACUGAAUAAACAAAGAAGUAUGCAAGUAUUAGAUUGUUUAUAAGUGGCACACAGUUGAAGUACCGUUUCAUGACGAAGCGCGUUCUAGAAAAUUUGUACUUCAAGGUCAGUUACGGCUGUUUACUCGACAAGCUCGCAAGUAACAAUCGCAUCGGCCAGAUCGACGAAGGAUCUUUGGAUCUCAGAUGUACUAAUUACAUUUAUUCCUUUGGACGCAGCACUUUACGUCUCACGAUAAUGCUAAUGCGCUAAGCGCAGCAAGAGAUCAGCUCCGAUACAUCUUAUCCAGGAUCGUAAAUUUUCACACAAGUAUAAGAAGCUGGAGCAGUAGGAAAUUAUACGCUUCUGAAAAUAAGUAUUAAGACUUACUCACUGCAGCACUCUAUAGAAAGAAGCCGUUUUUUCAUUAUAGAUUUAUGUAGGUGUAAUAAUCGAUCACUGCUAAGUUUUUUUCUUUAAUUAAUAUUCAUGAAGAUGUGUACGCGUAACAAUAGAUGGUCAUCAGAGCUAAUCCAGCCGAAGGUGACUGCAUGAUAGUUUUUGAUAAAAAAUCAAUUACUCGCUUGCCCAUAGAAUGGUCCGCACAGAAGUUUGGUUAUAUUUCACUGGCAGAGAAAUUCUUACAUCGCAGAUUCACUUCGAAAGUAUCACGUCUUAUUAGGCCCUAAUAGCGAUCGGUUUCUGCGCAAAAGACAUCAAACAACAGCUUGACAAACAACCAUAAAUUUAAACGCGGAGGCAGGCGCGGAAGUAUUUCUCACGCGAGGCGUUAUAUUCAAUUACUCGCUCCGAUUUCCUUUCAACGACAGAUCGCCGAUCCCCUCUUGGUUGCGCGGAUCAAGUGCGAGGCAUACGAUUAACUUUUCAUUAGCGGCGCUGUCCCUCCCUCCCACGCGCAUGAGUAGAGCUCGAGGAUCGCAAGCGUUCACGCGACCUUGGCCCGACAUUAUCAGAUCUGUGCGCAUUAGCCGGACCAUCCCCUCGGCUCGUUCCAUUUCCGCGCGCCUACCGAUCCACGUAAUCGGUAAUUUGCAGACGCUGCGUGUAUAGUACAGGCGCAUCAUGGGAUCUCGAUCAAAUCGGUCGCGCGAAUAAAUCGAUGCCUCGUAAUCGCGCUCUGGCUGCCGCCGCCGCCGAUCGAGUCAAGGCGAACACAAUGAAAUAUUACGCGAGACUCGUGCGCUCUGUACUCAUCCCCGAACGGCUAUAAAAGAGCUCCCACACGGAGGAUGCGAUUCGAGUUGGACUCGGACUCGGAGAAGCAAGCGCAGCGCUGCUGGUGCCUGAGCUUAAGGAGCUACCAACCGACACAGAGCUUUACUUUUUAGAGGUUCUCCGGAGAGACAGAGUCAGGUUUCGAGACUUCAAGAUGCUGCUGAAGCUGACGACCCUCGCCUUGGUGGGAGUAGUUCUGGUAGGAGCCGCGCCGGCGCCAGUUCCGGGACCAGCGCCCGCCCCAGGACCAGCUCCUGGACCCUCGCCGUACCCACCGUACCUGGGAGCGCCGCUGCUGCCGGCGCACUCGUACUCCUCGGUGAUCCACUACCCGAGCUACUACAAGUACCCGUACAGCUACCUGAGCUACCCCUACUACGGCAGCUACCCCUACAAGUACUACGGCUACCCCUAUUACCUCUAGUCGACUUGGUCGCCGAAGACAAGCUCCGAUGCCUUGAUUUACAGCUACUACUUCGACCCAUCGCCGCGUCCAUCUCGAUGUCCUGCAUGUUUGUAUUACUCAAUAAAAAUUACAAUUGCUACCUACUCUAA